UCAAGUGAUAUGUACAGUAAUACGGAACCCUAAAAAUGAUUUAUCCACUGUAUUUUUUAUUAAUUGCGUUAAUCACAUGUUCAUGUGAUGCCUACAACUUCAAAUGUCCGUCCGACGGCCGUCACUACCUCCUACCUCAUGAGACCAGUUGCGCUAAGUUCUAUUAUUGUGAAUAUGGGGUCAGAAGGAACGACGCGAGAUGCUGCGCCCCUGGUACCUUGUUCUCUUUUGAGAAGCAAGUCUGCGACCACCCACAUUUGGUCCGAUGCGUCUGCGGUAACAAAGGUAACAUAGCAGACUGUAACGGCACCCUUGCGAAUGGUUGCCCGUCAGACUUUACAGUGCGCAGACAGUUUCCGCACGAGUCUGAUUGCAGCAAGUAUUACAAUUGCGUGAAGGGGGAGAAGCUUUUGGAAACUUGUCCUAAGGGUCAGCAUUUUAAUGCGAAAGCGGAGGUAUGUGACAGUCCAGCAAACGCAGGCUGCGAUCCAACUUGCAGUUGUAACAGCACUUUACCCAACGGAUGUCCGUCUGACUUUAAUAUAGAGAAACUAUUUCCUCAUGAAUCUGAUUGCACUAAAUACUAUCAAUGUGUCCAUGGAAACAAAGUGUUGAGGUCUUGCGCGCCUGGCACGCAUUUUAGUGACGCACAUAAGAGAUGUGAAGACCCGGCAACAGCUGGUUGUGAUACUGGAGCUGGUCAAGGAGGCUGUGGGUGUGGGCAAUCCGGAUGUGGUGGUUCCUGUGGAUGUGGUGAAACUGGUGGUGGUGAAAGCGGUGGUGGUUCUUGUGGAUGUGGUGAAACCGGUGGUGGUGAAAGCGGUGGUUCUUGCGGAUGUGGUGGAGAAACUGGUGGUGGUGAAAGCGGUGGUUCCUGUGGAUGUGGUGAAACUGGGGGUGGUGAUACUGGAUGUGGUGAAACUGGGGAAACCGGUGAUGGUUGCGGUUGUGAAGAUGGUGGUGGUGAAGACGGUGGUGGUCAAAGUGGUGAUCUACCAAACGGAUGUCCAGCUGAUUUCUGUAUAUCGAGACUGUUGAAACAUGAAACGGACUGCUGUCAGUUUUACUUUUGUAUUAAUGGGGAAAAGUUAUUGGCCAAGUGCCCUAAUGGACUGCAUUUUAAUGCUGAAUUACAGAAAUGCGACGACCCAGCGACCGCGGGUUGCGCGCCAGUUUGUGAUGAAAAGUGCAAAGGUUGCCACGUACCGUUCUGGCGCGACCAGACCGAUUGCACCAAGUUCUGGCGCUGCGUGAGCGGAGCCCGCGUGGUACAGACCUGUCCGGAGGGUCUGGCGUUCAAUGUAGAGAAGCAGACGUGUGACUUCAAGUGCAAUGUGGUCUGCAGUUGUACGAGACACAUGAAUAUAACGAAUAAUAGUAUACUGAAUCGGAUUCUGAAUUUGACGCAAAUUGAAGAUGAUAUCGAUUGAAAAUAAUUGGAAAUACUUAGCUUGAAAUAUAAAAGAUAUUAUGGUUAUAUUAUCGAUAUAUACAUGGCAAAAAAAAAUACAAAAAAAAUGUAAAUAUGCUCCGUAUUAACGGGUCACUAAGGCUGUAUACGCAGCAUUAUAUAAUGUUCUAUAAUAUUAUUAACUAUAAGGUGAAGGGAGAUGUAUCUUUCUAUUAAUAAAUAUU
Messenger RNA from Colias croceus (clouded yellow), 1635 nucleotides. Its product is annotated as multiple epidermal growth factor-like domains protein 6. The record is from RefSeq and is a predicted model, not a curated record. Gene Ontology annotation, molecular function: chitin binding. NCBI's taxonomy places the organism in Eukaryota, Metazoa, Arthropoda, Insecta, Lepidoptera, Pieridae. The transcript is spliced from 9 exons. Bases 36 to 1430 code for a protein of 464 amino acids. Gene Ontology annotation, cellular component: extracellular region.